CAUCAGGGGAUCUCGAGGACACAUAUAGUUUCCAGGAUACAUAUCUUCAGCUCCUCAGGAUAUUCGACAAUAGUAUCGGGAAGCUCGCAGAGGUAUGGGCCUAAUCCUGUUAGCGCUUGGUCAAAUUUCGUCCAUGCGUGGUAUCCUUGGACAGAUCUCUCAGCAGACACCUGAGUGCUCCCGCUUCAUCAGAGAUUGUUCAGAGACCAAGAGCUUCUGGAAGAGACUCGGGAAAGACAUUCUCACCGAAACAAAUAAUGAAAUUAAACGUCACAGCGAUGCGUUGGAUGCCCUCAUGCAAAGCUUCCGGAACUGAGUUGCUUGGGACGUAGCUAUUUACACCCACCGUACAGGCGAACUACUGGACCUCAGUGGUAUAACUUAUGCAGCGAACGCAGGGCUAGACACCAGGAAAC
Molecule: messenger RNA, 416 nt
Organism: Suillus fuscotomentosus
Lineage: Eukaryota; Fungi; Basidiomycota; Agaricomycetes; Boletales; Suillaceae
Exons: 3
Coding region: 95-316 (73 amino acids)
Source: RefSeq, a predicted model, not a curated record